UGUGAAGUCGAAGUCAUUUUGUUUAUAUUUUUUGCGAGAAGCAUGGAAUUGAUGCUUGAGAAUUUGUUUAAAUUUAUUUAAGUGGAAAAUUUUUUCUGGUAUUUAACUGAGACUGGUUUUAAUUUGUCAUAAUGGCUAGUACGCCGCCGAAACCUCAAAAAAUUCCAAAAGUAGCGAAGGUGAAAAAUAAAACACCUGCUGAAAUUCAAAUAACUGCUGAGCAGUUGCUGAGAGAAGCCAAGGAAAGAGAUUUGGAAAUAUUACCACCACCGCCAAAGCAAAAAAUCUCUGAUCCAGAAGAACUUGCUGAAUAUCAAUUACGAAAACGAAAAACCUUUGAAGAUAACAUUCGCAAAAAUAGGAGCUUAAUUAGCAACUGGAUCAAAUAUGCUCAGUGGGAAGAAAGCCAGAAAGAAGUUAACAGAGCACGUUCUGUCUACGAAAGAGCUUUGGCUGUGGACCAUAGAAAUGUUACUCUAUGGUUAAAAUAUGCUGAAAUGGAGAUGAAACACCGUCAAGUGAAUCAUGCUAGGAAUAUAUUUGAUAGAGCUGUUACAAUUUUGCCUCGAGUCAAUCAGUUUUGGUACAAGUAUGUUUAUAUGGAGCAGUUACUCAGCAAAAGUGCUAGUGCCAGGCAGAUUUUUGAGCGGUGGAUGGAAUGGGAACCAGAUGAACAAGCAUGGCUGACUUACAUAAAAUUUGAAUUAAAAUACCAAGAAAUAGAACGUGCCAGACAAAUCUAUGAGCGAUUUGUUCAAGUACACCCUGAAGUAAAAAAUUGGAUUAGAUAUGCCAAAUUUGAAGAAACAAAUGGCUUCAUAUCUAGAGCUAGAGCAGUGUAUGAAAAAGCUGUUGAGUUUUAUGGAGAUGAAUUUAUGGAUGAAAAACUUUUUGUUGCAUUUGCAAAAUUUGAAGAGCGUCAGAAAGAACAUGAAAGAGUCAGAGGAAUUUACAAGUAUGCAUUAGAUAAGAUUCCAAAAGAAAAAGCUCAAGAAUUAUUCAAAAAUUAUACAAUUCAUGAAAAAAAGCAUGGAGACAGAGCUGGUAUUGAAAAUGUCAUUGUCAGCAGGAGGAAAUAUCAAUAUGAAGAGGAAGUAAAAGCUAAUCCUCAUAAUUAUGACAGCUGGUUUGAUUACUUACGUCUUAUGGAAAGUGAAGGAAACAUAGAGGCUACUAGAGAACUAUAUGAACGAGCUAUUGCAAAUAUUCCACUUACAAAAGAGAAAAGAUUUUGGAGACGGUACAUAUAUCUUUGGAUAAACUAUGCUUUAUUUGAAGAACUUCAGGUCAAAGGUGUUGAAGAAGAUAAAACAAGAGAAGUGUAUCAAGCUUGCUUGAAUUUAAUACCUCAUAAGAAAUUCACUUUUGCUAAAAUAUGGCUUUUAGCUGCCCAAUAUGAAAUUCGCCAAAAGAAUUUGACAGCAGCUAGGAAAUUGCUUGGUAGAGGUAUAGGAAUGUGUCCUAAAGAUAAAUUGUUUCGUGGUUAUAUUGACCUGGAAAUACAAUUAAGAGAAUUUGACAGAUGCCGCAUUUUAUAUCAAAAGUUCUUGGAAUUUUCUCCUGAAAAUUGUACAACAUGGAUGAAAUUUGCUGAACUUGAAACUAUCCUUGGUGAUGUAGAAAGAGCAAGAGCUAUCUAUGAGGUAGCAAUUAAACAACCCAGACUGGAUAUGCCAGAAGUAAUUUGGAAAGCUUAUAUAGAUUUUGAAAUUGAAAAAGGAGAAUUUGAUCGUGCAAGAGAAUUGUAUGAAAGAUUACUUCAAAAAACCCAACAUGUUAAGGUUUGGAUUAGUUUUGCUCGGUUUGAGCUGGGCUGUAAUGAAGGAAAAGAGGGAAUUCUUCAAGCACGGCAUGUAUAUGAAAGGGCCAAUAAAAGCUUGAGAAAUGCAAGCCAAAAAGAAGAACGAAUGAUGCUGCUGGAAGCAUGGAAAGAUUUUGAGGAACAAUGUGGAGAUGAACAAUCUCAGUUAGAGGUUCAGAAACAAAUGCCAAAAAAAGUCAAAAAAAGAAGGAAAAUACAGACAGAAGAUGGGACGGAUGGAGGAUGGGAAGAAUACUUCGAUUACAUUUUUCCAUCAGACGAAGUCGCUCAGCCUGUUCUCAAACUUCUGGAAAUUGCCAAAAAAUGGAAAAAGAAUCAAGAAGCUUCUAAAACAAAUCACUCAGAAGAAGAAGUUGCAGAUUCGGAAAAUUGAACUUUUAAAAUAUUUUUGUUGUGCUUUGUAAAUCAUUGUAAAUAACAUAUCUCUGGAAAAAAAUAUUUUUUCAAAUAGAAAUCAUUUUACUAUUUUAA
Molecule: messenger RNA, 2293 nt
Organism: Argiope bruennichi
Lineage: Eukaryota; Metazoa; Arthropoda; Arachnida; Araneae; Araneidae
Gene: crn
Product: crooked neck-like protein 1
Exons: 15
Coding region: 132-2195 (687 amino acids)
Biological process (GO): spliceosomal complex assembly; mRNA splicing, via spliceosome
Cellular component (GO): U2-type catalytic step 2 spliceosome; precatalytic spliceosome; post-mRNA release spliceosomal complex
Molecular function (GO): protein binding
Source: RefSeq, a predicted model, not a curated record